Heteronotia binoei (common prickly gecko) is the source of this 2309-nucleotide messenger RNA. RefSeq names its product Bardet-Biedl syndrome 4 (gene BBS4). The record is from RefSeq and is a predicted model, not a curated record. Gene Ontology annotation, biological process: cilium assembly; protein localization to cilium. Gene Ontology annotation, cellular component: ciliary basal body. The transcript has 16 exons. Bases 140 to 1726 code for a protein of 528 amino acids. NCBI's taxonomy places the organism in Eukaryota, Metazoa, Chordata, Lepidosauria, Squamata, Gekkonidae. Gene Ontology annotation, molecular function: protein binding.
CGAUACUUUCCGAAUCGCCUGGUAACCUUGGAAACGGGGCGUCCAGAAAACUGCUGGAAGAGCCGAUAGCUUCCGAGUCGCCCGGUAACCUUGGCAACAAAGACAACUCAAGGAGGCCGUUUGGGCUGCUCGAACCGGCAUGGCGGAGGUGAAGGCCCGACCGAUCGUAUCCUUCCCGAUGGCCUCAGACCUUCAUAAAGCUCGCUCAGGAAAAGUGCUGGAACUGCCCAUACUGGAGAAAAGAAACUGGCUGAUACACCUGCACUACAUCCGCAAAGACUAUGAAACGUGUAAGAUUGCUAUAAAAGAGCAACUUCAGGAGAGCCAUGGAAUGUGUGAAUAUGCGGUCUACGUGCAAGCUUUGAUAUUUCGCUUGGAAGGGAAGAUUCAAGAGUCAUUGGAACUCUUCCAGACUUGUGCUAUUCUCAGUCCUCAGAGCGCAGACAACCUCAAGCAGGUGGCUCGGUCACUGUUUCUUCUGGGGAAGCACAAAUCAGCCAUUGAAGUGUACACUGACGCGGCCAAACUCAACAACAAGGACUGGGAGAUCUUCCACAACUUGGGCAUCUGCUACAUGUAUCUAAAACAGUUCAAUGAGGCAAAAGAGCAACUGAACACUGCCCUGGAGCUGAGCCGGCAUGACUUGACGUACAUGACGCUGGGGAAGGUCCAUCUGCUGGAGGGGAAUACAGAGAAGGCCAUUGAAGUGUAUAAGAAAGCAGUGGAGUUCUCUCCCGAAAACAUGGAGCUGCUGACGACUCUGGGCUUGCUUUACCUGCAGCUUGGCGUUUAUCAGAAGGCCUUUGAGCAUCUUGGGAAUGCACUCACGUAUGAUCCCAGCAACUAUAAGGCAAUUUUGGCAGCCGGUAGCAUGAUGCAGAUGCACGGGGACUAUGACGUGGCCCUCACGAAGUACCGGGUGGUGGCUUGUGCUGUUCCCGAAAGCCCCCCGCUCUGGAACAACAUUGGAAUGUGCUUCUUCGGCAAGAAGAAAUUUGUAGCGGCAAUCAGCUGCCUGAAGCGAGCCAACUACCUGGCCCCCUUUGACUGGAAGGUCCUGUACAACCUGGGGCUAGUCCACCUGACAAUGCAGCAGUAUGCAUCUGCCUUCCACUUCAUCAGCGCCGCAGUCUACCUCCAGCCAAAGCUGGGCGAGCUCUACAUGUUGUUGGCAGUUGCACUGACAAACCUGGCUGACGCGGAGAAUGCCAAGUUAGCUUACCAGAAAGCUGCAGCGCUGGACAGGCACAACCCCCUGGUAAACCUGAAUUACGCGAUUCUGCUGUACAACCUGGGCGAGAAGCAAAAAGCUGUCCUCCAGUACCAGGAGAUGGAAGGCAAGGUCAGCAUGUUAAAGGAGAGCGGCGAGAUGGAGCUGGACCUUGAGAUGGUGGAGAUUGCCCAGAAGUUGGGUUCCUCCUUGCAGCUGGGAGAGAGCACAGUGUGGACCAAGCUUGCAAAAGACUCCAAGUCAAAGCAGCGAGGGAAUUCGGCCAGCAAAUCUGGCACACAGCCUUUGGGUUCAAACCAGGCUCUGGGACAAGCCAUGUCUUCGGCAGCUGGGUACGGAAAGACCAUUCAGUUCCCGCCAGGUGCGGGAAUUUCAGCUCAGCAGGCAAAGCCCCCUUCCCCCUCCCUGGAGCCCGUUACCGACACAGAAGAUGGUCCGGAGGAGGCAGAGAUGAAGGAGCAAAGGCACAAAGGCCAGCCUGUGGGGGACAAGUAGAGGAAUUCCGGAGAGCUUGUGAGCUCUAUGAGACCCUCCCCCCCCCCAUCUCCGCUGGGAGCCCAGGCACAAUGGGGAUGGAGAUGCGUGGCAUAGCAUUGUGGGCUGCAACUGGAAGCCCUUUCCCUCAACAUUUCAUUCCCGGAGGCAGUCGGCCUACCCCGGGGAGAUGUCAUUUUGUGGUAACCAGACAGCAGGCCAAGAGCAAAACAGCCGCCCCCCACGACACAUCCAACAAAUCGAGGGUCUGGCCUCAAGUUUCUGCUGGGCUGGGCUUGCCUUCUGGAACCAGGUCUCCAGGCUCAGCUGCAGGCUGGCCAGCCCCCACCCCCGCUGGAGCCCUUCAACUAGUUGUUUGUCAAAUUUGGGUUAGACACUGCUGCUUCCUCAGGGAAAGCCGAUAAUGGACUCCUAGUGGCAUCAGCUAUAGUAGGAGACUGACAAGCAGGGAUGUCUUCCUUCCUUUAAUUACCGGCUGGUGGAAGCUGGCCACGUCAAGGCUAGCAGCAGAAAAUAGUUUUGUUUCCAGGAGCUAUAAGUAAACAUAUUGCAAAUUAGAGUAAUAAAAUGGAUCGGAUCAUUA